This is a messenger RNA of Blastocystis hominis, 1200 nucleotides long. RefSeq lists its product as hypothetical. Lineage: Eukaryota; Bigyra; Opalinata; Blastocystidae. The transcript is spliced from 7 exons. Bases 74 to 1174 code for a protein of 366 amino acids. The record is from RefSeq and is a predicted model, not a curated record.
CCCCAAUUUGUUUUUUCUUGUGCGUGCGUCGUAUUACAGAUAUUCAAGUGACGUCAUAUCACAAAAUUGAAGGAUGUUCAACGCGAUCAAGCAGAGUGCUCAGAAAAGUGUAAUGACAGUAACGUCAUGGUAUCGUGUACCAGCAAAAGGAAUGGAUCGUUUUGAGUUACUAGCGAUGUCUUCCUGUGUCCCAUUUAAAGCAAGCAAACAGUAUGAUUACAAAUAUCAUUUUGUAUGCCCGUUUCAUGUCGUGGCUCCCUACUUGUUCAAAUCCUACUUUCCAGAUUCUUCGUAUCCAUGGUUGCAGUAUGUAACUGAAGACAAUGUGAUUUUAACAGCGGAGUUCCGAGACAUGAACGGAAAUAUAACAAAUCGCGUAGGUGUGAACAACAAGGUGAUUGCCCACAAUUAUCGCGAUUUGUGCUGUUUCCACCUCCACAAGGAAGAAGAAGCCCUCGAGACCCUCAAAAUGUAUGGGAUGGAUCCGUCUCCCUCCAAACCGCCCCAAUCCCAACCGCGUCCCAACUCUCUGGAAGAAGUCGACGCGCUUCUCUCCCAAGCAACAUCCCGCGUCGAGCUGCACAGCUCCUCGAUUCGUCGUCUCCGUGAAGAAAACGAGCCCUACAACGCCGUCCACGGUCUUCAACUAAGCGAAACUUCGCCAAAGAAAGGAGAACCGAUUUUGUUGGCCGGACAUCGACGAGAAGCGCGCGAAGACGCAGAAGGCCGCGAUGUGUCAAUCCUAAUUCCUUUUGUUGUGUUUGUUUGUGUGGAUGACGAGCAGACGAGCGAAGGCCGCGCGCUCCACAUCCAGGACGGACGGUCGAUGGUGACAUCGAGCGUGGUUCUGCCUGGCGGAAUGGUGGGCGGAGGAGCGUUCGAUGUGGAGGGGAAUUGCAAGGGGAUGAUUGAGGGAAUCGUGCAUUCUCCGGGAAUGAAUAUUAACGGACAUGUGGUUCCGAAUACGCAUGCACAGAAUGUGUAUGAGAAUUGUGCUGCGAUUAUCAACGCGGAUGUGCUGUCGGAUUUUGUGGUGGAUGUGGAACUGGGACUACUGGACGAUAUGCAGGAGGAAGUGAGGAAGAUGCGGAAACAGAUGGGCGAGGAACAAAUCAAAGAGGAAAAGCAGAAGAUAAUGAAGCCGAUGAUGGAAGCGAUUCAAAAGUCGCAGUGAAUGAAUCUAUUAGUCUGGCAAUGAAU